Molecule: messenger RNA, 258 nt
Organism: Parastagonospora nodorum SN15
Lineage: Eukaryota; Fungi; Ascomycota; Dothideomycetes; Pleosporales; Phaeosphaeriaceae
Exons: 1
Coding region: 1-258 (85 amino acids)
Source: RefSeq, a predicted model, not a curated record
AUGACAUCUGCUGCAGAGAAGCCAGAUCCGAUGACGAGUAACGGCUCGUGUACAGUAUCCAACUGCGCAACUGGAGCAAGCGAUAUUGGCGGUGGUAUAUUGACCGAGAACGUCCCAGAUGCCAACACCAAAUGCUUACACCGUAUUCCCAACGACCCAAUCAUGAAUCCAUCUUUCGUCCUAUACACGCCAUCCACCUUCGUCUCAGCAAAUACUGCAUCCGCAAUGCCCACGGCCUCCGGAUACGCCCUCAAAUAA